Terrapene triunguis (Three-toed box turtle) is the source of this 1476-nucleotide messenger RNA. Its product is annotated as maestro heat-like repeat-containing protein family member 2B. The annotation marks the transcript as partial. Gene Ontology annotation, cellular component: cytoplasm. The record is from RefSeq and is a predicted model, not a curated record. NCBI's taxonomy places the organism in Eukaryota, Metazoa, Chordata, Testudines, Emydidae. The transcript has 11 exons.
GUGCCAGAUAUCCUGGUUAUAAUAUAUAGCCACAUGCCUACUAUCCAGGAGGGCAGCUUGAGGCAGUUCCUGGUGGAGGCGGUGUCCAUUUUAGCUCACCGUGACCUAGAGACAGUGAUCUCCAGCCUCCUCGGCGAACAUCUGCCGAUGGACAGUGACAUCACUGAGCUGUGGAGAUCUCUGGGGGGAGACCCCUUGCUUGCCACUCAAGUCCUAAAGAUCCUGAUAGACAAGAUAAAGACUCCAACAAGACAAAAAGGCCGCAUCACCUCAGAGACUGAAAUCGACAGGGAUUUGGCAGCUGCUGAACCUCUCUCAGCAACAUGUGCCAUCUCUGAGGUGGUGUCAGCACUGCAGUCGAGCAAAGCUGUGCAGGAGCUGCUCCCAGAGUUGUUUCCUGUUCUCCUGCAGCAGGUCAGCCAAACCCUAGGACAAGAGAUGCCUUUGCCAAGGAUAAGCAGCGGGAUGCUAUUCCGAGAAGACCUACAACAUACUGAGGGCGACCCUUGCCGGCUUUCUAUCCAAGCAUUAGAGGCUGUGCUUUUCAAAGCUGGGAAUGAGAGACUGGGGAGAGCGCUCAGGGAGCAGAGAACACGGAGUCUGCUUGAAAACCCCAAGACUCACCAUGAGGGAGUGUGUCUGCUGGUGAGUGUUCUGCUAAGAGCUGGACUAAUAACACCUGAGAUCUUACAGAGCCUCCUCCCCUGGGUGAAUUCCCCAACAGAAAACCUCCGAGUCACCAGCACAGCUUUCCUUGCCCAGCUAAUGAGUGAUCCCAUGCUCAGGGAGAAGAAGUUCCUUAAGUCUGUCUUGAGCAUCUUGGAAGAAAGGUCACAUGAUAGGAACAGCAUUGUCCGCCAGAUGGCUGUGAGAGGCCUGGGAAAUGUAGUCUAUGGGGCACCUGAGAAGGUGAAAAAGUACAAGAAGUUUCUUCUGGACAUACUGAUCGGGGCCUUACAUGACAUUUUCAGUUCGGAAGUCAUUGGCGAGAGCAUGAAAGCACUGGCCAAAGUCCUGAAGGAGCUGAAAGAGAAGGACAUAGGUUCCUCCUUCAAAGACCUCACCCAACAGAUCCGGACUUACUUUGACGAUGAGGAUGAUGCUCUUCGCUCAAUGGCCUUUGUCCUAUUUGGCAUCCUGGCCCGGCUGACAAAGAGAAAAUGGAAGACCUAUUUUGCCGACCAGGUUAAAAAGAGCUGGGUCACACUUCUGCUGCACCUGCAAGACCCAAACCCUGAGGUUUCAAUGGCCAAAGAGAAUGCAGAGCUGCUGGAGAAAUUGUACCAAAUCACCAUCAUGUACUUCUAUAGCAGCUGGGAAGAGAUCCGGGCAGUUGCAGCCAACUUAGCUGCUCUCCAGGUCCUACAGAAAGACCCAAGUCCCACUGUCCAGCUGGUGGCAACUGAGAUCUUGGAAGAGGAUCAUGGCUUGGGGGAGUCACCAGCGGACAAGGUGAACAGGAAAGACGUUGCUCAG